AUGAGUUCCACAACGUCCGACGGCAUGUUUUCCUGGCUCCCGGGAGUCCAGAAGCCUCUCAUCGUGAGCGCACCCAUGCUGGGCGCCUCUAAUGGCACCUUGGCAGCCGAGGUUUCCAAGGCCGGAGGUCUAGGCAUCGUCCCGCUCGGCAUGGACUUCACCCCCGGCGGGGCCGGCCUCAAGACCAUGGCGUCCGAGCUUGCCACCGCCCGGCGCGUCCUGGGGCCCUCGGCGCCACUGGGCGCCGGCUUCCUCACUUUCCACGGCAGCGUGGGCCGCUUCGCCGAGUCCGCGAUCCCGAUGCUGAGAGAGCACAACGUCACGGUCGCGUGGCUGUUCGCGCCCGACCGCGACGCCGAGAACGCGGGCGCCGCGCCGCACGCCGAGAUCAUCGCGGCGCUGCACGGGGCCGGGAUCAAGGCCAUGGUGCAGGUGGGCUCGGUGGCGGCGGCGCGCGAGGCGGCGCGCGAGGGCGCCGACGUCAUCGUCGCGCAGGGGACGGACGCGGGCGGGCACCAGUUUGCCUGCGGCGCCGGGGUGGUGAGCCUGGUCCCCGAGGUGAGGGACAUGCUGGACGAGGAGUUUGCCGGCCGGGGCAUCGGGCUCGUGGCGGCGGGCGGCAUUGCGGACGAGAGAGGGGUGGCUGCGGCGUUGGUUCUGGGUAAGCGAGCGGCGAAUCAGCGAGCACUUCGGUCUGCUGUUGCGUGUGCUGAUGUCAAGUGGAUAGGUGCGGACGCUGCUGUCAUGGGAACCAGAUUCCUUGCUUCUGAAGAGUCUACGGCGGGAGGGCACUAUCGAAAGGCCAUCCUAGAGGGCAAAGAUGGCGGCCAACUGACAGUCAAAUCUACCUUCCAUGACGACAUCCGGCAGACAGUUGUCUGGCCACAACUGUACGAUGGACGAGCGAUCAUCAACAAGUCUUACGAGGAGCAUGUCUCGGGCGUCACCUUUGAGGAGAACAGGAAGAAGUAUCAAGAGGCCGUGUCUAGUGGCGAUGGCACUCGUCUUGUUACGUGGUCGGGAACUGCAUUGGGUCUGGUCAAGGAGGUCCUGCCUGCCGGAGAAAUUGUCAGGAAGGUCAGGGAAGGGGCGAGGCAGAGGAUCCAGAAGGUGCAGUCUGGCCUGUAA
This is a messenger RNA of Thyridium curvatum, 1128 nucleotides long. RefSeq lists its product as uncharacterized. The transcript is spliced from 5 exons. Gene Ontology annotation, molecular function: nitronate monooxygenase activity. The coding region runs from base 1 to 1128 and encodes 375 amino acids. Lineage: Eukaryota; Fungi; Ascomycota; Sordariomycetes; Thyridiales; Thyridiaceae. The record is from RefSeq and is a predicted model, not a curated record.